AUGUUAUUUCUGUGUGAUUUGUAGGUUAAUAAUGCAGGAAUGGCGCGCCUGCAAACCGGAGAUACCUCAGAUAAAGAGUAUGAUGAAAUGUUUGACACCAAUGUUAAGGCACAAUUCAUGCUAACAAAAGCCGCUAUGGAAUAUCUAAAACAAACAAAAGAAAAUAUUGUAUUUGUUUCAAGUAUUUGUGGCGGUAGACCGAUGGGAGAGCUGUCUGUAUAUUGUAUGAGUAAAGCGGCUAUUGAUAUGUUUACCCAAUGUCUUGCUUUAGAAUUGGCUCCAUUUGGUGUAAGAGUAAACGCAAUUAAUCCAGGUACAAUAGUUUCAAAGAUAGCUAGACGUGGAGAAAGAGGAUAUCAUUCUGAUAAAGACUAUUCAAAAUUUUUAGUAGCACAAACAGCAACACAUCCACUUGGAAGAGUAGGCGUGCCACAGGAUGUGGCAUCAGCAAUUUCUUUCUUAGCUUCCGACGAAGCAUCAUUUAUUUCUGGUCAGAUUUUAUAUGUCGAUGGUGCACGACAUUGCAUAUCCGCUGGAGUAACAACAAGUGUUAAAUGAUACAUGUAAUUGUGUAUUUUAUGGAAUAAUUUAUACCAUUAAAACUGA
Molecule: messenger RNA, 606 nt
Organism: Mytilus californianus (California mussel)
Lineage: Eukaryota; Metazoa; Mollusca; Bivalvia; Mytilida; Mytilidae
Molecular function (GO): oxidoreductase activity
Source: RefSeq, a predicted model, not a curated record